Blepharisma stoltei is the source of this 529-nucleotide messenger RNA. Lineage: Eukaryota; Ciliophora; Heterotrichea; Heterotrichida; Blepharismidae. The record is from the annotation of a GenBank genome assembly.
AUGUGUAUUGAUGAGAACUUGUCAGAGCCAGCCCACUCAGCACUGGAGCCGCAAGGUAAUGAGGAGAAAGAGUAAGAGUGAAGACUUCGGAUAUCCCAUAGUGUCAGGGGCCCAAGAAGGAGCAAGAUGGUAUCGAUCCUUUUCUCGCUGAGGAGUCAUCUAAAGAGGACCCAGCUUAACCGACUAGUCGCAAAGUGGAUGAACCUUGAGGGGUCCUUAGUGACUGUGCUAUCGAUAGGUAGAAUCCUCCUGUAAUUAAGAUUAAGAUGAGAACUUGUCAUCAGAAGAGUCAGCUGAAGAAGAAAUAGGGAUUGAUUUCGAAAGGCUUCCUUUCCUUGAUGAUAUAAGCUUAGUUUCAGAAGACGCUGAAAUCGCAUAUUACAGAGCUCGAUGCAGCGAAAUCAAUAAGACACCUCUAUUUAACAUUCAUCGAGAAAGCGCAUUUAUUACUGAACAAGUCACAGAUCUGCAGAUGAGAAUGAGAGGAAUUCGAGAGACUUACUUGAAAAUCGCCAAAAGCAAUAAUUAG